This is a messenger RNA of Tetrahymena thermophila SB210, 8877 nucleotides long. RefSeq names its product tetratricopeptide repeat protein. Lineage: Eukaryota; Ciliophora; Oligohymenophorea; Hymenostomatida; Tetrahymenidae. Gene Ontology annotation, molecular function: protein binding. The record is from RefSeq and is a predicted model, not a curated record. The transcript is spliced from 5 exons.
AUGAAAAUAAGACCUUUAUCACCGAUUUCUUUAAUUCAAACUUCAGCAUAAAAAAGCAUCAGCGAUAAUUAACUUAAGGAUGAUAUUGAAAGUAAUACUAGUAUGGUGAUUUAAAACGUUUAAAAUAAGAAUUCUGCUGAACAAUUUUAAAUUUAACAAUUUGAAUAAUAGCAAAAAUAAAGCAGAAAUUAGCAUGAAACAUUUUCUUCUUCUUACCAUCAAACACAGCUUCAAAAAAAGAGUUUAAAAUAGAUUAGCUAAAAUCCAUCUUAAAAAAAGCUUACAAACAAUAACAGGAAUUAUGAAAAAAUAGACUAGCGCAUUUUGAAGGCUAUUGAAAGUAUUAACUAUUAUUUCAACAAAGGAAUUUAAAUGUAAUAAAAGCAAUGGGAUCAUUUCGAAAAAUUAAUUUAAGAAGCUAUGACAGAAGCAAACCAAUCAAAUUAACUCAGUAGCAUUACCUACACAAUAAAAAAAUUAAAUAUAAAUGCUAUGCAAUAGAUUGAAAAAGCUGGAAAUAUUAACUAAGCAAGUAAAAUUUUGAAUUUUUGUAGCGAUCUCUUAGAUAAUUUUGGAAACUUAUGGAUUUAAUCAAAUCUUAGAAAUUCUUAGUUGUCGAUUCCAUCAACUUAAACACCAAAAUCAAAUGGAUUUUCAUCGAAUUUUGAAAUGAGCAAACAGAAAUUGUCAAAUUAAAAUUUUGGGCUAAACUUUUCAAGUGUAUUAAGUGAAACACUGAUAUGUUUGAAAAGUUUAACUAUGAAUAAUUAAGGAACUGUAUUUAGAAGGAAAGGUUAAUUUUAAGCUGCUUUAGAAAUUUUCAAUGAAGCACUUAAUAUAUUAUCAAACGCAAAGCGCAAAGAAUAUUUAGGUUUAACGUACUUAAAUUUAUCAAUUUUGUAUAGCUCCUUAGGAAAUCAUAAUAUGUCUUUAGAAAAUGCAAACAAUGCUCUAAUCGAGCAACAAAGGCUUUUCUAUGAAAAAAAUUAUACUACAUACCUAUAAAAAUAAAAUAGUUUAGGAUUUUAUAAUGGGGAAAAUCUACAAAGUUUAGCACUUUCUCCUAAAAGUUCGCUCACCAAUUUAGCAAAUUAAGUAAAAGAAAAUCAAAAAUAAGAAUCUUCAGAUGGAAGUACUCCUAAAAAUAGAAACAAAUAAAUUUUAAAUUAAAUAUCAGCCCAAAAGCUGAACUCUAAAGAGGACUUUUCAAGGACUAUGGAAAAGAAUUUUGAUUCUACAUAAGAAAUAAGCUAUUCAGAUUUAUAUUUUUAUGAUGAAGAGAGAGAAGAUGAAUUUUUGCAGUAAGUAAAUACUUUAGGUAUAAGUUACUAUAAUAUUGCUGCAGAGUUAGAAUAUUUUCAGAGAUGGGAUGAAGCUCAUCGCCACUAUGAAUAUAGCUACACAUCAACAAAAAAGUAUUUUGGUGAAGAUAAUUGUAUAACUCUUCAAUUCUAUGAGGAAUAUAAGCUUUUUUAAUCUAGGCAUGCUAAGAGACUAGUAGAGGAUAACAUUAAUGAGCUAAAACAUAGUCCUUAAAAAUUUGCAAAUUCUGUAAAGAGUUUUACAUUUAAGGAAAGACCACAAAGUUAAAAAAGGAAGCUAAAGUUAGAAGCAGCGUAGCAUAUAUAAACGCUAGGAAACGCACCUCAAACUAUUACUAAAGAAUCAGAAAGAGGCUCAUAACAGACACCUUCAAGAAAAAAUCGCUAGUUUCCAACAAGGCACAGAUCUCUUCAUAUAAACUAAAACACAGUAGCUUAUAACUCAAACUAACUUUCUCACAUUUAGAACCAAAAUAGCUUUUAACAAACACAAAAUUAUCCACUUGAACAAAACUUCAUUUAAAAUUAAACGCCUACUAACAGAAAUGUGAUAAAUUUUACCAAUAAAUCAAAAAGAAAUAUAGUUUCUGCAAGUAAAAGUAGAGUUAACUUAGGUAUCUAGAAUAAUAAUUAAAGCAGUAAUUUCUUUAAUCCAAUUACACCUAAAACAUCUCACUCUCGUAUAAACUCUCAAUCAAAUCACAAUUAAAUAAUACAAGGGCCUUAUCUCUUCUAACCUUCAUAUAGCACAAAUAAUACCUUUGGAGGAAAUGGGUUUACGUAGUAAGCAAAUUCAACUUCUUCAGGAAAUUAUGGAUUUUAAUCUUUUGGUAAUUCAUUACUGAAUUCUCCAAAAAAUAUGAUGUUAACACAACAAGCUAAAAAUUUUAGCUCUAAAACAUAACCAAUAACUAAUCUGCAAGCUUAAAAGGCUAAUUUAAUUAUGAAUUAAAAUGUUAAUAACUAAUAAAAUAAAUUAAUUGAAAAAAUAAAAUAGCUAAGCUCUAAUAAAUAAAGAUUUUAAUUUAAUCAGAUAGAUAAUCUAAAAAUGCAAUUUGAAACUACUCCUAAAGAAAAAAAUUAAUAUAAUAAAAAAUUUCACCAUAAGAAUAAAUCUGAAACUUCGAAUUUAGAGAUUUUUGCUAAUCAAAUGAAUUAAGACAGCGAUUAAGGCAAAUCUAAUAGUUAAUCUGAACUUAAUGAGCAAUUAUUUUUUACUUAAAACAAUGUAUCAUCUAGAAAUUAAGAUAAUCUUUAAUAGCAAAUUUAGUCAAAUAAAAAAGCUUUGAAUUAAUAAAAUGAUAAUAACGAUAUCUCGUCCAAAGAAAAAUAGCUUAGGAAUAACAUAUAAUAACCAGAAAAAAAUUAAUAAUAAGAAAAUCAAUAAAAUAAAUUAAUUGAACAUGAAAAUUAUAAACCUAAAUAAAAUUUUGGUUCAAACAAAACAGAAGGUUCUAAUAUCAAUAAAACUUAAAGCUAAAAAUGUAUGUAUAAGUAGAUUACCUUGUAGGAAAAAUUAAAAGAAUCAGCUAACACUUUAAGAGAAUAAAUGAUUUUAGAAUACAAUUAAAAUAACACUGUCAAAAAUGGGCAUUAAUUAGUUGAUAAUGGAAACAUAAAUAAUAUAUUCUAAUUAAAAGAUGAUAGGCUAAAAUAAAAAUAAGAUGGUAACAAUUAUUCAUCCAAAGAACAUUUUAUAAAUAGGUACAACCAUAUUUUAGAUAAGAAAAAAGAUUCGACGGAAAUACUUAAAAAUUUCUAUGAAAAUAACAAAAAAGAACAUGAUGAAUAAGCAAACUAACAGAAGUAGCUAAAUAAGGAAUCAAAAAGAGAUACUGAAAGCAAUGAUGAUGUUUUUGAUUUAGAAAAAAGUUAAUUGAGUAAUAAGAGUUUGAAUGAAGAAAACUUAAAAAAAUUAAUUAAAACUCUUAAAAAAUAAAAUAAACUUUAAGAAAAAGAUAAAAAAUUCAUAUAGAUUAUCUUAAUGAGUAAAAAUAGUUAACAUAAAUAAAAUAAAUAAAAAAAUGAUAUUUAAGAUAACAACUAACAUGUAAACUUUGAUAAUUUGAAAAAUGGGAAAGAAAAAAUACAACAAGAAUCCACAAGUAGUUAGUAGUUCACAUAAAAUUAAAAUUAAGAAAUAAAUAUCAAUAAUUUAAAACAAAUUAUUUAUUAAGUAUAAAAUAAAAGCCUACAUUUCUUUAGUGUUGAAGAUUCAAAUAAGCCUACUUAAAGGCAAUCUUAAAUAGGAAAUUUAACUUUCACUCUGUUAAACCAGACUCAUUUGAUAUCUAGCUUUAGCUGGGUUUAACAAAAAACGAAAGACUAAAUCAUCUUACUUCACUCAUUCGAUGUUUCUGAAGUUUAUUAAUAAAUUUAAUGGAAUUAAUCAAGUUAAUUUUAACAAAAUAAUUAAAUGUAAGACCAGAAAAGAGCUGAAAAAAAUAACUAAUUUUAAUUAAAUAAAGUAAAUGAUUAAUAAAAUUAAAAUAAAGUCGAGGGAAAAAAUGAAAAGCAAUAAUCUAUGAAACACUAUUUAGAUAUUCUCACUCAAUUAUCAAAUUAAAUUAGUAACUUUUUAAUCAUCUCACCUCUCAUGAAUUUUCUACUAGUAGAUUCAAAUCCAUCAACUCCAAAUCGCCUAAAAAUUAGUCUUUAAAAUGUAGGAAUAUUUUCAAUCGUAAAUUUUGCUGAUGAUUAGUCUCUUGUAAAUUUUGUUUCUGCUUAGUAAGGAAAUUAAAAAAGCUCAGAAGAAAUAGAAAAACAAGCAAAUUAAAAAAUUUAAUUUGUAGAAAGCAAGUAAGAAAAAUAAAAUGAUUCGACAGUGUAGCCUUUGCCUUUGGCUUAAUAACAAAAAAUUUAGAUUAGCCAAUAAGCUCCCAAUAUUCCUCUUUCUUCAAAUAGCCUUACUUCAAAUAGCCCAAAGAGCUCUUCUAGUAACUUAGGAAUAGGUAGUCAUAGUAACUUUUAGCUGCCGUCUUAAUCUCAUAAUCAGCUGGCACUAGAAUAGAUUGAUGAAUUAGAAGAAUUAAAACCAAUACUAAAUCAUAAAAAAAAUGGUAAUAAAAUUGUCUAGUCAAAAUCCAAAUAAAAUAUAUAGGAGUAGCAAUUGACUGAUAUUUCGAAUUCUAGUAUAACGCCAAUCGUAUCAACUAAAUACAACAAGACAAGACCAAAAGUAAAAAGCUAAUCAAGUUUAUCCAAAUUACAUUCUGAAAAGAAGGAAAUACAGCCUAAAGUGAGUUCAGCUAUGACAAUAAAUCCUAUCAUAAAGCAUUUUUAAGAUUGCUCUCCUAUUAAUAAUUUAGGUUCUCCUUUUGUUUCUGCCUAUGAUGCUGAUCCAACAUUUACUAACUACCUCAAAGACAUUACUCCAAUAUUAUAAGAAAAUUAGAAAAACAAUACAAUUUCUGCAACUACAUUGUAGCCAAUCACAUAACCAAAGCAAUCAAAUAAUAGAGCUUAAAAUAAAGAAUAUCAACAAGAAACAAACACAGUUUAAACUCCAGAAUAGCAACUUCAGCAAAUUUAAGCUAUAAUAACCCUAAAUAAGUAAAACUAGGACUAAGACCUAAUUUAAUAAAAUCUACAACAAUAAUAAAAUAUAUUUUAGUAAUCUAAUUUUUAGAACCCUAAUAUUUAGCAACUAUAAUAUUUAUACUCUAAUCAAAACUUGGUUGAUAACUUAGAUUAUAUUAACCAACUUAACUAGCUCUAGUAUCCAUAAUACUUUAACGAAAAUGGGUAAUUCAUAAGCUAAGAUAAUUUUUAGUUGCAGUAACCCUUUGAUGAUAGAAAUUUAAACCCAUAUUCUAAUUAGUAGUUGAGCUAAAACUUAUAAUAAAAUAAUUUUAACAAUCCAGUUUUAACAAAUUUUAACUUUGGAAUUGAAGAAAAUAAUUUAAAUUAAAUCUAACAAUAAUAUAUUUUCAAUAAUUAAAUGAAUGAUAAUUACUUUUAAUAAAUGGUUCUUCCACAGCUUUCUCAAUAGUAGUAAUAUUACCAAACUUAAUAGAACACACCAUAAUAUAAUUAAUAUACCCCAGAAGAAUAAUUUUAUUAAAAUAAUUUAUUGUUUUAGUAGUAGUAAUAGCAGCAAAUAUUGCUUAACUAGUAUUAGCUAUAAUAAAUGAUUUUUUAGAAUUAAAUAAGUUAAUAACAACAAUAAGCAGAGGUUUCAGAAAUUCCAAAAACAAAUUUAGAAUAGCUCUAAACAACUACUUCUAAUGAAAUUAAAUUAUCUGUUUAAAAAGAACAAUCAAAAUAAUCACAGAUAUAGUCAUAAUAGUCUUAGUUAUAGUCUUAGCAAUCACUGCCUUAAGAGGCUUAAAAUAGUAUUAAUUCUCCAUCAUAAAAAAAUUUAGUUUAAUCUUAGAAUUCUAAAUAACAAAACUCAUAAGUCGACUACUCUUAGAAUUCAUAUUUACAAACUAUAAACUCUCCACUAAAAUCUUAAGAUUAAUCUCUUUAGAAUAAAUUAGAUUAGAUAAAUUUGGAUACUUAAUAAAGCAACAACGUUACUAUUUAAAAGGUAGAGAGUUAAUUGGGAUACACGCCUGUCAAUUUCAGCAGAUAGACAUUUUAAUUAGAUUCGCAUGGUUUUGAAAAACUUAAUAUUUAAAAUCCUAUGAUUUCAACUAAUAAUAGCUUAGUAGGAUAUGAUAAAAACUCGGCAAGAAGUUUAACAGACUUAAAUAUUAAGUUAGAUUAAGAUAAAAGGAAAUCAACAAACAAGAAUCAUUUCAGGAACAAAUAUUAAUCAAGAGCUAGUAUAGCAUGUCUUCCUUCUACAUUAGCUCCAAAAUAAGAUAAUAAUGGUUAAAGGAGAUAUUCUUAAUUUUAUAUGUAAACUCUUUAAAAAUUAUAGCAAUAGGAGUUGGAGAGUUAAGAGUCAGAAUCAUCAAAUUCCUCUAAAGAAUCAGAUUCCUCGAAUUCAUAAGAUUAGUCCUAAAUAAAUGAUCCAAAAAAAGAAUAAUUCUAAUAAAAUGACUAAAACAUGGAAGUAAAAUAAACAGAAAGUAAAAUCGAAGAUGAAAAUAAUGAAUAAGAAGACUAAAAUGUUUCAGUCAUAUUAAAAGAUUCAUAAUUUAACAAACUAAGGGCCAAUAAUAAAACGGAACUUAGCAAUCAAUCACCUAACAAUAGGACAUCUAAUAAUAAUAAUAGCUAUAUUAAUACAGUUAACAAAUAAAAUAACGUGAGUAAUAAUAACAAAAUAUUAAAAUAAGAUUAGGAUUAUUACACUUAAAAUGAUGAUUGCGAUGAUGACGAAGAAAAUGAUAAAAUAAAGUAAUAGUUUGAUAAAGAAGAUGUCCUUACUAGAAUAGAUUCAGAAAAUGAUAAUAAUUUUAUUUAAGAUGAUUAUUCACAAACUCAAAAGAAAAACAUAAUCCAUAAUAUUCAAGACAUUAGCUAGAUAAAACAUAAAAGAAAUGAUUUUGAAAGUAUCAAAAGCGAUGACUGGAAUGAAUUCAAAAGUGGAAAACAAAUAUUUAGAAACCAAAGCAACGAAUCAAAUAUUUAUUCUUAUUUUUCUGGAAACCAAAACAUCUCACAAAUAAAUAAAAACAUGAAUGAGGAAGGAUAUAACUUUCCAGACUUGGACUAUUCUAAUCCAGAUAAUAAUUAUGAAGAUACAGAUCUAUAGAAAAGUGGAAUAUAAUCAACCAGUUAAAUCAAUUUUACAAAGAAAAAUAAUAUUAGUUCUUAAACUAGCGUCUAAUCAAAUGAUCCUAACAUCUAAAUGAACGAUAAUAACUAACCUAUUAGUGACAUUAAUUUAAAGUCAGAUGGACAAAACUCUCAAACUAGUGACAUUAAUAAUUAAGUUAAAGAUGAAUCUCCAAAGUAAGUUGUCUAAGUCUAACAGAAAGUAAAUACUGUAAAUUAAGCAGAGCCCCUCAGCUCAGUUCCUCGGGCUCAAAAGAAAAAACAAUCAGUUCCUCAAAUUUUCAUUUUCAAGGUUUCAACUUAAGAAGAUAUCAAUCAAGAAGAUUAAUCAAGCAGCGAUUCAAGUGAUGAGGAGGAUGAGGAGGAAGAACACAAACAUAAAGAAUUUUAAACAGAUGAGGAAGAUACAUCUUAAGAAAUUGAGGAAAAAUAGUAAAUAAAAAAUGUGAAUUCUUUAGAGAAUCUUAAAUAAAAAGAUGACGAAACAAAUAAUUAAUAUAUCCCAAAAUCAGAAAUUCGAAGUUUUAACACGAAUACUGCUUCAAACAGCACUAUUAGCUAAAAUGAAAGAAAACAAUCCUUAAAGGAAUUAGAAAAAAUAGAAAAGAAAGAGUAGAAAAAGAGAGAUUCUUUAAGGAAACUUUAACAUGAAGAGAGCUUAAGUGAUAAACUUUAUCAUCAAUACAGCUCAUUUAGAAGUGUUGGAACAGAGUAACCCUCUGCUAGGUUCUAAUCACCUGAGAAAAGUAUGCAAGAAUCUUAAGGAAGUAAAAAAUAAUUUGACCUAAAGUUAAAGAUAGAAGAGAGCGACCCAUCACCACUUCCACCUAUGAGAGGAAAAUCUGAAAGUCUGAUGAUAAAAUCUGAAGACAACCGAGCUAUGACGCCAAAAAUAAAAGAAAAAAGAAGAGACUCGCUUUUAUCUGAUCUUCCUAACUUCCAGAAUUAGUUGCAGAUUUUAGAAUAGGCAGCACUAGAAAGCAGUAAAGUGACUUAAUCUCUUACAAAUAUUAAAGAAACAGAUGAGUAGAGAUAGAGAAGAGAAAGUAUUAAAAAUGGAAUAGUUCCAGAUUUCGGAAAUAAUUGGUCUACAAGUAAUUUACAGUCGAAAAUGGCUAUGAUAGAAGAAAAUAAUGCAGAUUCAGAUAAUGUAGACUCUGAAGGAGAAGGAAAAUUUUAACGCAGAAGAUAAAGCACCCUAGCAUAAAAUAGACCUAAAAUGAUUACUUUCGAAAGUAAUAUUAGAAUUCACACUAUUCAAUAAAAUUUAGCAAAUGAGUAUCAUGACCAAUAAUCUCCAUAUUUCACUGUUAAUGCUAAUGGUACUCAUGUAUAUGGAUCUCAAAAUUAAUAAAAUUACUCUCAUCAUGAUAAACCUUCUGAUCCCUAACAAGUGAGAGGAAAAACGUUUACUUUUGAUUACAAUUAUUAAAAUGAUUCAAUUAGGGCUAAAGGGAACAGUAAAAGUCAAUUCCAUAAUUUCUUCUAAUUCCCUUCUGAAGAGAAUAUAAAAUACAAAGAUGAAUAAUCUACAAGGAAUUAAGUAUAGAGUAGUUUAUAAGAUCUAAACCAAUAAUAGUAAAAGUAAUCCUCUUAGACUAAUAUUUAGUUUUAGCAAUCAUAAAAUUAGUCUAUGAUAAGUUAAUAAAAUACUCCACUUUCAUCUAUAAAGAGUAAUACUGAUACAUAAAACCAUAGUGGAACUUAGAUAUUUUCUCAAUUUUAAUCAAAAAAUUAUUACAGCAAUUCUAAUUUAGAUUCAGUAUCUCCGAACAACUAAACAACACCAAACCACUAAUCAUCAAAAAGCAAUUUUUCUUAUUCAAAUCUCAAUAAUAAAAACAGCAAUAUGAGAUUUGAAGAUAUAGUAAAUCAAAAUAAUUGA